Molecule: messenger RNA, 191 nt
Organism: Paramecium sonneborni
Lineage: Eukaryota; Ciliophora; Oligohymenophorea; Peniculida; Parameciidae
Source: the annotation of a GenBank genome assembly
AUGACAGAAGUUUAAGAACUCUUUUCUUUUAGUAAUCAUUAAGAUUUUACAAUAAGGUUUCUUAUAUGGAUAUGAUUCUAGGCCAGAAUGAUCUAAGGAACUCAUAUCUCCCCAAAUCAAUGAAACAAACAUUCCAAUACUUAUUUGGGUCUAUUUCAAAAUAAGUAUUUAGUGAUCCAUUUUCUCUUUGA